Molecule: messenger RNA, 1087 nt
Organism: Phanerochaete carnosa HHB-10118-sp
Lineage: Eukaryota; Fungi; Basidiomycota; Agaricomycetes; Polyporales; Phanerochaetaceae
Exons: 5
Coding region: 82-1014 (310 amino acids)
Cellular component (GO): cytoplasm
Molecular function (GO): zinc ion binding; ubiquitin protein ligase activity
Source: RefSeq, a predicted model, not a curated record
CUGAACGAAUAUGGGCAGAACUUUGACGGCGUGUUCUGUCGGUGCGGGAGAGAGUACGACGCGCAGACGGAGGUGGAGACCAUGAUACAGUGUUUGACAUGUGAGGAUUGGUACCAUGAAUCGUGCCUCAACAUUCGCGAACGUCCCACGUCCCGCGCAUCGUCCCCUGAGACCAGUGCUCACGAAGCGAAACCCAGCGGAGCCGAGGAUGAGGAUGCCGACGCGCAUUCCGAGGCUUCAUCCUCGGGAUUACCGCCUCCCUUGGUCACUGCAUCGAUGUACGACGUACUGGUCUGCAGCGCAUGUGUCGCCAAGAUCGACACCCUUCGACGAUAUGCCGGGACCCCCGGCGUGCUGAUGGUCGUUCGAGAUACCCCUCAAGACGGCUGGAAGCUCAUUGGACGCCCUGAAGACCAAAGCCAACACGUCGACAUUGGCACAAAUUCUAAGCCUUUUGACAAUGCGACGACGGGAGACAAGCGAACACCGUCGCCUUCGGCAGAGGAUACACAGCAAGCGAAGCGGUUGCGUACUGCAUCGCCGGCCGAUGAGGCUCGCACUUCCGUACUGCCUUUGUCUCGGCCUCAACCCUGCCUCGCACCGGGACCGAACCCAAAGGCGCAGGACAUUUUGUCUGCGGCAAGGAUCGGAGCUCCGAAAGGCUCCGCAGAGUCGCUUGGUGCAGGCGACAUUUUCCUUACGCAUGGCUGGAGAGACCGGUGGUGUCGUUGCAGCUCGUGUCUUUCCUCUCUGGAAGCUAACUCCUUGCUCGAGGAGGAGGAGACUUACGAGCCUCCCGAGGAUCCAGACUCAGGCUUGUCGCUCGAGGAGCUAGGUCUCCGAGCGCUGCAACGGCUUCCCCGCGAACGCGCUCUCAACGGUAUCCAGGCGUUCAACGAGAUGAGGGAUCAGCUGAUGUCCCACCUACGGCCCUUCGCAGAGCAGGACAAGGAAGUAACCGAGGCAGAUAUCAGGGCCUUCUUUGAGACGAGAAUGUCUGAGAAGGAUUCCUAGUUCUCUAGUAGAAUACUGUUUUUGCGAGGAGAAGAUGAGAUGCCACUACCGAACUGGUCUUUUUUUGGAGAAC